This is a messenger RNA of Pongo pygmaeus (Bornean orangutan), 513 nucleotides long. RefSeq names its product peptidyl-prolyl cis-trans isomerase A-like. Gene Ontology annotation, biological process: protein folding; protein peptidyl-prolyl isomerization. The transcript has 2 exons. Gene Ontology annotation, molecular function: cyclosporin A binding; peptidyl-prolyl cis-trans isomerase activity. The record is from RefSeq and is a predicted model, not a curated record. Gene Ontology annotation, cellular component: cytoplasm. Bases 1 to 513 code for a protein of 170 amino acids. Lineage: Eukaryota; Metazoa; Chordata; Mammalia; Primates; Hominidae.
AUGGUCAACCCCAUUGUGUCCUUCGACAUCGCUGUCAAUGGCGAGCCCUUGGGCUGCAUCUCCUUCAAGCUGUUUGCAGGCAAGUUUCCAAAGACAGCAGAAAACUUUCGUGCUCUGAGCACUGGAGAGAAAGGAUUUGGUUAUAAAGGUUCCUCCUUUCAUAGAAUUAUUCCAGGGUUUAUGUGUCAGGGUGGUGACUUCACACGCCAUAAUGGCACUGGUGGCAAGUCCAUCUACGGGGAGAAAUUUGAUGACGAGAACUUCAUCUUAAAGCAUACAGGUCCUGGCAUCUUGUCCAUGGCAAAUGCUGGACCCAAAACAAAUGAUUCCCAUCCGGGCAAUUCCCAGUUUUUCAUCUGCACUGCCAAGACUGAGUGGUUGGAUGGCAAGCACAUGGUCUUUGGCAAGGUGAAAGAUGGCAUGAAUAUUGUGGAGGCCAUGCAGCACUUUGGGUCUGGGAAUGGCAAGACCAUCAAGAAGAUCACCAUCGCUGACUGUAGACAACUCAACUAG